This is a messenger RNA of Pseudomyrmex gracilis, 3778 nucleotides long. RefSeq names its product membrane-associated protein Hem (gene Hem). Lineage: Eukaryota; Metazoa; Arthropoda; Insecta; Hymenoptera; Formicidae. Gene Ontology annotation, cellular component: SCAR complex. Gene Ontology annotation, biological process: cortical actin cytoskeleton organization; cell morphogenesis; cell projection assembly. The record is from RefSeq and is a predicted model, not a curated record. Bases 240 to 3608 code for a protein of 1122 amino acids. The transcript is spliced from 2 exons.
UACUGUGUUGUACAGUAGCGAGUGUGUAGAGCUGACUCGGCCUAUCGCAUUUAUUGUGCAUUUAUUUGCGUCAAACAUGUAAAUCCGUUGACAGGAAAUCCAGAGGAAACAUUGCGCAUCCGGUGUAAAUUACCUCCAGGGGUGGGGUCACGAGUGUGACCGUUGUCAUUCUUUAUACAACAAACACGUUGACAAGUGAUGUCAAUCGCGUGAAGGACAAAGACACAAAGAACGCGGUCAUGACUCGACCUAUCGUGCCAAGCCAGCAAAAGCUGGCUGAGAAACUGACCAUUUUGAACGACAGAGGUAUCGGUAUGCUAACGCGUAUUUACAAUAUCAAAAAAGCUUGUGGUGAUGCCAAAUCGAAACCUGCCUUCCUUUCCGACAAGGCGUUGGAGUCUUCCAUCAAGACCAUCGUCAGGAAGUUUCCUAAUAUAGAUAUAAAAGGACUGCAGACCAUUACGAACAUUCGUAAUGAGAUAAUCAAAUCUCUGUCGUUGUACUAUUAUACAUUCGUUGACUUGUUGGAUUUUAAGGACAACGUGUGCGAGCUCUUGACCACUAUGGACGCGUGCGGUGUUCACAUGGACAUCACGAUUAAUUUCGAUCUGACGAAAGGCUAUUUAGAUCUUGUUGUUACGUACAUCAGUCUGAUGAUUCUUCUGUCAAGAGUCGAAGAUCGCAAGGCGGUGCUAGGGCUUUUCAAUGCGGCUCAUGAGAUGGUACACAGUCAGUCGGAUCCCAGUUUUCCUCGCUUAGGGCAGAUGAUCAUGGAUUACGACGCUCCAUUGAAGAAACUCUCGGAAGAAUUUGUGCCACAUUCUAAAUUAUUAAAAAAUGCGCUGACAUCUUUGUGGCCAAUUUAUCCUGGCAGGAACUUGACCGCUGACACAUGGAGAGCCGAUCAGAAAUUAAGUCUUGUCGGUAGUCCCAAUCAGAUUCUCAAGGCGGCGGCAACGGACACCAUGUCUUGCGAAACACUGAGUUUGGAUAGAAUUGAGAGAUGGGUGAUUUUGGGCUUUACGCUUUGUCACACAUGCUUGAAUCAAGAACAACCGAGCAAAUUGUGGAUCACCGCGCUUGAAUCUGGCUGGGUUUUGGCAUUGUUUAGAGACGAAGUGAUUUAUAUUCAUCAGUAUAUUCAGACAUUCUUUGAAGGUAUAAAAGGAUAUAGUAAAAGAGUGUCGGAAGUGAAGGAAUGUUAUAGUCAAGCAGUGCAAAAAGCUGGUUACAGGCACAGGGAAAGAAGAAAAUUCUUAAGAACGGCUCUGAAGGAACUAGGUUUAAUUUUAACUGACCAGCCUGGUCUUCUGGGGCCAAAAGCGUUGCUGGUCUUAAUGGGACUCUCUCACGCAAGAGACGAAGUUUUGUGGCUACUGAGGCAUGGAGAUAAUCCUCCUAUUCAAGGCAAAGGUAAAGGUCGAGGUAGCGAGGAUUUGGUGGAUCGUCAGUUACCAGAAUUACUCUUCCAUUGCGAAGAACUCCGAGCAUUAGUAAAAAAAUAUUCUCAGGUGCUUCAAAGAUAUUAUGUCCAGUUUCUUUCGGGAUUUGACGCCCCCGCUUUGCAUCAAAUGAUACAAAAUCUUCCGGUCUGUCCCGAGGACGAGGGGGCUAUUCUCAGUGAUAUGUGUUCAAUUAUAGCUAGUCUGACUGUAAAACAAGUUGAGGAUAAUGAGAUAUUUGAUUUUCGUGCCUUCCGAUUGGAUUGGUUUAGGCUGCAGGCCUACAUGUCUAUCGCAAAAUGUAACAUGAAUUUGGCUGACAACAGAGAAUUAGCUUCCUUCAUGGACACAGUAAUCUUCCACACAAAAAUGGUCGACAAUUUAGAUGAGAUGCUGGUCGAGACAUCUGAUUUGUCUAUUUUCUGCUUCUACAGCAAGAUAUUUGAAGAUCAGUUCCACAUGUGUCUCGAAUUUCCGGCUCAGAAUCGAUAUAUUGUCGCGUUUCCGCUCAUAUGCAGCCACUUCCAAAGUUGUACCCACGAACUAUGUCCAGAGGAACGUCAUCACAUUCGUGAGAGAAGUCUUUCCGUCGUCAAUAUGUUUCUGGACGAAAUGGCGAAAGAAGCAAAGAAUAUUAUCACCACCAUUUGCGACGAACAGUGUAACAUGAGCGACAAGUUGUUACCAAAGCAUUGCGCGUUGUUAAUCUCGCAAGUUGUUAAUCGCAAGAAGAAGGAUAAGAAUAAGAAAAAUAUGUAUGAGAUUCACAAGCCCGGCAUCGAGAGCUACCGGAAGACCCGCGAAGAAUUGACAACGAUGGAUAAGUUACACAUGGCGCUUACCGAGUUGUGUUACGCCAUCAACUACUGUCCUACCAUCAACGUCUGGGAAUACACUUUUGCACCGAGGGAAUAUUUGCAUCAGCAUCUGGAAUCGCGAUUUGCAAGAGCUCUAGUUGGAAUGGUCAUGUACAACCCGGAUACUAGCGAAAUAGCCAAACCGUCGGAGCUCUUCGUCAGCGUUCGAUCUUACAUGAACGUUCUUCAGACCAUUGAGAAUUACGUACACAUAGAUAUCACGCGUGUCUUCAAUAAUGCUCUGCUGCAGCAAACUCAGGAACUGGACAGUCACGGUGACAAGACCAUAGCCGCACUCUACACACAGUGGUACUCGGACGUUCUACUGAGGCGAGUCAGCGCCGGUAACAUCUGCUACUCCGCGAAUCAAAGAGCGUUUGUCAGUCUGUCGGUGGAAGGUGCUAUUCCGUUUAACGCUGAAGAAUUUUCUGACAUCAACGAACUGAGAGCAUUGGCGGAACUGAUAGGACCGUACGGCAUGAAGAUGCUGAACGAGAACCUGAUGUGGCACAUCGCCAGUCAGGUGCAACAGCUGAAGAAGUUGGUGGCGGGCAACAAAGACGUGUUGAUCGCUCUGAGAACAAAUUUCGAUAAACCAGAGGUGAUGAAGGAACAAUUCAAGAGGCUACAGCAAGUAGACAACGUUCUCCAACGAGUCACCAUAAUAGGCGUGAUUCUGAGCUUUCGGCAAUUAUCGCAGUCGGCGUUGGUUGAUGUAUUGGAGGAACGCAUACCAUUCUUGUUGAGUUCCAUAUUGGACUUUAGACAUCAUUUGCCAUCCGGCGACCCUAUGCGUGUUGUCUCGGAAAUGACAUCGGCCGCGGGCUUGACUUGUAAGGUCGAUCCCACAUUGACAACCGCGUUGCGAAAUCAAAAGGCCGAAGUCGACGAGGACGAGCACUUGCUCGUCUGCUUGCUAAUGGUGUUCGUCGCAGUUUCUAUUCCGAAGCUGGCUCGAAACGAAAACUCGUUCUACAGAGCCUCGCUCGAGGGCCACUCCAACAACAUACAUUGCAUGGCCACAGCUAUAAACAACAUAUUCGGAGCGUUGUUCACGAUUUGCGGGCAGAAUGAUAUAGAAGACCGAAUGAAGGAAUUUCUUGCUUUAGCCUCAUCAAGUUUACUGAGAUUAGGUCAAGAAGCGGACAAAGAAGCUACCCGCAACAGAGAGUCCGUAUAUCUUUUGUUAGACCAAAUAGUUCAAGAAUCUCCGUUCUUAACAAUGGAUUUACUCGAGAGCUGCUUCCCAUAUGCACUGAUACGCAACGCAUAUCACGACGUGUACAAGCUCGAGCACUCGCAACCGUGAAGUUAAUGGCAAAAUUGCGAGUGAGACGAAGUGCUGCGUUUCUUAUUUGCCACUCAGGGCUACUUUUUUACGUCCACUUGUAACAUCGGAGGCAAUUAACGCCCGUCCGAGCAAUAAUCUUCCGGAUGGAAUUUAGUUCCGGCGUCGAUAAAUUAAGAAAAAAAAAAAAA